Messenger RNA from Anoplopoma fimbria (sablefish), 3257 nucleotides. RefSeq names its product phosphodiesterase 7A (gene pde7a). Lineage: Eukaryota; Metazoa; Chordata; Actinopteri; Perciformes; Anoplopomatidae. The transcript has 13 exons. The record is from RefSeq and is a predicted model, not a curated record. Bases 67 to 1632 code for a protein of 521 amino acids. Gene Ontology annotation, molecular function: 3',5'-cyclic-AMP phosphodiesterase activity.
CAUUAUCUUUAUUAUUUUUUAAUUUAUUUUUUAUACUUUCGAUCCGGAUCCAGCCCUGACUAUUCAAUGGAAGUAUGUUAUCAGCUGCCGGUUUUGCCUCUAGACAGGCCGGUUCCCAAGCAUGUCCUCAGCCGUAGGGGAGCCAUUAGUUUCAGCUCCAGCUCUUCUCUCUUCGGGGCUCCUGAUCCGAGACAGCUGUCACAGAGACGAGGGGCCAUCUCCUACGACAGCUCCGACCAGACUGCACUGUACAUUCGUAUGCUAGGAGCUUGUGUAGUAUUCAAACAGCUGUUUGCAAGAGAUGUGAGAGUGAGAAGUCAGGUUGGAUUUGAACCGGAACGAAGAAGCUCCCACCCAUACCUGUGCAUCGACUUCCGAACUCUUCACACGCGGCUGGGCUAUGGAUCCACGUCAGACAGCACUGCUCCUGAGAGGAGGGUCCACAGACUGCUCAGCUUCCAGAGGUACCUGCACUCGUCACGAAUGCUGCGGGGAGUCCCCCAGCAGAUCCCCCUCCACAUCCUGGAUGAAGACUACACUGGACAGGCCAGAUGCAUGCUGGAAAAAGUCGGGAACUGGAAUUUUGACAUUUUCCUCUUCGAUAAGUUGACAAACGGAAACAGUCUGAUCACCCUGACCUUCCACCUGCUGAACCAGUAUGGCCUGGUGGAGCUCUUCCAGCUGGACAUGGUCAAACUCUGGAGGUUCCUGGUCAUGGUCCAGGAGGACUAUCACAGUGACAACCCCUACCAUAACGCUGUCCACGCUGCAGAUGUCACACAGGCCAUGUACUGCUACAUGCGGGAACCCAUGCUUGCCAAAUCUCUGACCUCUUGUGACCUCCUACUGGGAAUCCUGGCAGCCGCCACACAUGACCUGGACCAUCCUGGGGUCAACCAGCCUUUCCUCAUCAAGACUGACCACUAUCUAGCUACACUCUAUAGGAAUACCUCAGUUCUGGAAAACCACCACUGGAAGUCUGCAGUGGGCCUGCUCAGAGAGACUGGGCUGUUGUCCCAUCUGCCAGCUGAAGACAGCCUGAACAUGGAGAGGGAGUUGGGCUCCUUAAUCCUGGCCACGGACAUCAGCAGACAGAAUGAUUACCUGUCCAGGUUCCGCAGGCACCUGGACCAGGAGAACCUGUGCUUGAGCAAUGCCAGCCACCGUCACUUCAUUCUGCAGAUGGCUCUGAAGUGUGCAGACAUCUGUAACCCCUGCAGACCCUGGGAGCUGAGCAAACAGUGGAGUGAGAAAGUGACUGAGGAGUUCUUCCAACAAGGAGAUAUUGAGAAGAAGCACAAACUUGAAGUCAGCCCACUUUAUGACAGAGAGAUCAACACAGUUGGUAACAUUCAAAUCGGCUUCAUGACGUACGUGGCGGAGCCGCUGUUUGCAGAGUGGACCCGUUUCUCUGACACUCGUCUGUCUCAGACCAUGCUGGGCCACAUGGGGCUGAACAAGGCCAGCUGGGGCGCCCUGCAGCAGGAACAAACCUCCGUCUCCAAGGAGGCGGAGCCCAGCUCAGCCGGUGCCGAGACAGAAGGCGCCGCCGCCCGAGGAGACAGCAACACCGCUACGGCUGCAGGAGGAACCAGCUCCAAAGAAAUACCUCAGGGAAGCAGAGAAUCCUGACACUCCUUGUGUGCCCUUUCACCUCAGCCUCCUGACCCCGGCCUCAGGGCCUCACCACACAACGGGGGCCUGGUGGGACAUGCACUGGGCCUGCAGCCCUGCUGCUGCCCCACCUGAUCAUGACACCUUGUUUAUGUUUUGUUGCUUAUGCCUCCCAUCUUGAUAAACCACUGAUUUUAUUUAAUUUAUUUAAUUUUUAAUUCUUCUUUUUUGGCAUAGAGCAAUACAUAGAUACCUCAUUUGGCUACUGCUGUAUUUUCUUUAAUUUGCUUUGUUUUAUUUAUUUGUCCACUAUAGUUUUGGCAUUACUGACUGAACACACCACUUUUUUUGUUGGUGAACCUUAAGGGGAAAGCAGUAUACGAGCUGAAGAAGACAUUUUUCUGGUAUUUUGAAGUGCCAUUUGAAAACAAAGUGUGAAGACUGAUCUGAACUGAAUUGACUUAGACAACUGGAGUGUUCAGACAUGAGACCCUCCUAAGACUUAAUGCCAUGUUGCAUUUGUAUUGAAGAUACUUCCUCAUGUAAAACAAAAAAAAAAUGUGACAAGCCCAGUCCUUUUGCUGCCUCUACGAAGACUGUUUACGCAUUUUUCUUGUUCGUUGUUUCGUUCACUUGAAGCUGAAGUGAAUCAUGCCCGCUCCACGGUUUGCCUUUCGAAGCACAGAUGUGAAGAACCACUCGUUUGAAUUGUCAUCCCACUGUUGAAGCCAUGAGCGGAACCUUAUUCAAACACACUCGAUGCCAUAAGUUACUCCACCUGUGCUACAACGUGUUCUUGCACUCUCAAAUAACGAUGGUGUUGGAUGUGCAGCUUCGUCUCCAAGAGAGACCCUGUGAAGGUAUUGUAGACAUUAGUCUUUUUCUGAUGAUGUUUCCGAUGAAUCUUCCAGUGCUGGUUGAACUCGGGGGUAGCUUCCCUCCCAGACUGGAGAUCAGUUACUCACUGCACAUGCAUCUCACCUGGAACUCCACUCCACGCAACUCGACUCGCUCAGGGUUUUGCCAGUCUCUUAUCCAGAGGGAGAGGGGGAGGGGGUGACUGCGGACGAUGCAGGGUUGUUGUUGUUUUGUUUUUCUGGCUAGGAUCUACUGAAGGAGACUCUCCCUCUCCGCAGAAUGUCUCUCACAGCCACAUGCAACCUAAAGGACUGCUCGAUUGAUGCCUUAUAACUAUGCACAAACUAUGCUAAGUGACCAAACCAGCUCCUGUUCCCAUCAAGUGCAUGGUGUGCUUGUCUCUGAAUGCACUGUCCGAUCCCUUUGCCUUUUGUUGUGAAGAACAACUCCAGCUGUCCUUCUUUUGUACGGAAACAAAAUGGUCGAGUGACUUUGAACAUUCCAUUUUCUUUGUGUUCGGUUUGUCUACCUUGAUUCAAUAUAGUGGCACAAAUGGUGUUUUUGUGUUUGAACAUUUUGAAAGAUAACAGGUGCUUUUCUUACUUUAGCUGAUUUGUAUUUUUGCUGUAAGUGCUGUAAGACUGUUGAUAAAACUGUUUACAAUUUGUUGCGACAGCCAUUUUUGGGAAGACUUCGGUGUCGAGCCAGAUUUUGUAAAGGCUUUGCUGUAUUGACCUUUUUGAUACAUGCCUGUUGCAGUUUCGAUUUGAAUAAUAAAACCUGUU